Molecule: messenger RNA, 1967 nt
Organism: Pseudophryne corroboree (corroboree frog)
Lineage: Eukaryota; Metazoa; Chordata; Amphibia; Anura; Myobatrachidae
Product: nicotinamide N-methyltransferase-like
Exons: 3
Coding region: 150-929 (259 amino acids)
Cellular component (GO): cytosol
Molecular function (GO): N-methyltransferase activity
Source: RefSeq, a predicted model, not a curated record
CAGAGGCUGAUAAACCAUCAUGUGAUAACACUGACAUCCUGGUUACUGGUGAAUAUAAAUAACUGGAUCCUAGUGUAUAUAAACAGAAUUCCUGAGCCAGUAAAUUAAUAGAUGUGAGCGGCAGACAGCCUGUGACACAGUAAUAGAAGAUGGAUUCCAGCACCCAUAAAUUCUAUCCUAAACAUGGCUUUGAUUCUAGAGACUAUCUGGAAUCAUAUUUUUCUAACAAACCAGACAAGGGCUUUGAAGACGAUUCACUUAGAUUUCCAAUGGAAUGUUUACACCGUGCAUUCAGUGAGGGUCACAUUAAGGGAGACCUUUUGAUUGACAUCAGUAGUGGAUCCCUCAUUCAUCAUCUCUAUACAGCCAGCGGAUAUUUCAAAGAGAUCCUUGUGCUGAAGUGCUCUGAGCAAUGUAUUAUGGAGCUGAACAAAUGGAUUAACACACAUACCGGAGCAUUUGAUUGGUCUCACAUAAUGGAAUAUAUUAAAUGUACAGAAGGAAACAGUGACCAGUGUCAGGACAAAGACAUAAUGUUGAAGACGGCAAUAACAAAGAUCAUGAAAUGUGACAUUGACAAUGAGAAUCUCACAGACCCGGAGGUGCUCCCACCAGCAGACUGUGUCAUCAGUACAUUGAUGUUGGAUUUCAUCAGCAAAGACCAAGAUGAUUAUAUAAGUAAUUUCAGGAAAUUUGUGAAACUGCUAAAACCUGAAGGAUACCUAAUAUUGUUUGGGUCUUUAAAUACAACUUAUGGGAUGAUUGGGCAGGAAAAGGUACAUGUGUGCAAAUAUGAUGAGAAAUUUGCAAGAAAAGUUCUCAUUGAUGAAGGGUUUGUUAUUGAUCACUGUGCAGUCCAGAAAAGAACAUCUGUGAGUGACCUUUCUGACUAUGAGGAAAUUCUGUUUAUUACAGCUCACAGAGAGUAAUAAGGGCCUGAUUCUGAGUCACAUGUUACACUAUGUCGGGCGCAUUUGAAUUUUUUUAUACUAUGCAAGUGUCUUAUGCAUCUUUAUUGUGUUUGUAUAGAGUUGAAGAAGUGAUUUUUGACAUAAGCACUUAGAAGUGUAUUGAAAAUGCAUUGGCUUUUCCCAGGGGUGGUUACAGAGAGGAGGGGGCCAUGUGCAGGUCCUGUGUGGGCCUCCUCCUCUCCUAUGGUUUAGUAGACUCUUGAUUUGUGCCAUAGUUUACUCUGCAUGCACAGGUCUCUGGGAACAUGGCACCUGUGCCUUGUUUCCAGCAUUGUCUCUUCUGAAUGUGCACAAAUCACAAGGAUAAUGGUCACGGCGAGCACUUUCCGUGUGAUUUCUGCAGCCAACGCCAGGACAAUAGAGUGAUAAGUAUAAUUAUAUGGGUGCAGGGUGUGCGGUGUGUGGGCUUGAAAACAGGGGGCGUGGCUCAUAAUCACAUAAUUCUCAUGAAGCCAUGCCCCCUUUUGUGAGUCUAUAUCCCCUUUUUGGGCUCAGGAGUCCCUAAUUCACCAUGGAGCAUGUUGGGUGGUAUGUACAGUAUGUGAGUGUCAUGGAAGUUUUGUAGUCAUGUUACUGAAGUGACUGCGUACACGGACGUUUAGACACUCACAUUGGAGGUCACACUCAGAUAGAAACUCUGCACCUAGCAUGGGGCUGGAGUAAGUGUCUAUGAUGUGACUGAUGGUGACAUGUAAUGAUGUACUGAGCGGUGUUACAGUGUCUACAGAUGCUGGAGGUCAGUGUCUCAGUCCUGGCACAGUCAGUCACAGCUUGUACACCAGGGGAAGGGCUUCUACCCUCAUUAUCAUAUAGUCGCAGAUACAACUACACCAACAGAAGCGGCCGCAGCGUGUGACUCAGAUCAGCCCCUACUGUAAGUCUGAGAUGCAAAUAGACAUAAAUACACCAGAUCUUCCUGACAAUGUGUAAAUGAUAAACCUUAUUAAUAAAUAAUCACAUAUAUUACUGUACAUUUAUAUUGAGCUGAUGUUAAAA